Elaeis guineensis (African oil palm) is the source of this 1148-nucleotide messenger RNA. The record is from RefSeq and is a predicted model, not a curated record. Lineage: Eukaryota; Viridiplantae; Streptophyta; Magnoliopsida; Arecales; Arecaceae.
CUCCAUAUGUUACAAAUUGCACCCUGCAAAUCAUAUCACGUUCUCACUCCUGAUUUCCCCGUUCCUACCAUCUUCCGGCGUAGGAGGUAAAGAGCUUACUUGUGUCCGCCUCUUCCCUCGUCCCCCUUGGAGUCAGAAUGUUUCAUGGUCAGUUGUGGCUGCUGUCAUUGGUUACCCUCUUACUGGCUGUAGCUCUGUAUGCCUCACAAGCUCUAAAGAUAGAUGAUCACUCAUUAAAAACUGCCAUCUUCCACUCCCCUCCAUUUAUUUUACAACCAGGCUCUGUGGCAAACAAGUUCUAUUUCGAUGUCCCAUUCCCUAAAGGUCAUAUUGCUCUGAAGAGUUUUCAUGCUGAAGUGGUUGAUGAGAAUGGCAUCUCAGUUCCCCUUCAUGAGACUUACCUUCAUCAUUGGGUUGUGGAAAGAUACUACAGGGCGAGGGAACACAAAAUUCCUGGUGAUGUCGGUGCUUCGGAUCUUAACCUUAAAAAGUUUAUUUGGGCAAGAAAUGCUGGAAUUUGCCAAGGAACACUAGGACAGUACUUUGGCCUCGGUUCAGAAACACGUAGAACCUCCACAUGGGUUCCUGAUCCUUAUGGUAUAGAAGUCGGAAAUCCUAAAGACAUUCCUGAAGGAUAUGAGGAGAUGUGGUUGCUGAAUGUCCAUGCCAUCGACACAAGAGGUGUGGAGGACCGGCUGGGGUGCACAGAAUGCAGGUGCAAUCUGUACAAUGUGACUGAGGAUGAACAUGGCCGGCCUCUGAGAAAAGAUUAUACAGGAGGUCUGUAUUGUUGCUAUGAUGAGACGCAAUGUCGAGUUCGGGAAGGCUUUGGUGGUGCAAUUAGGAAGCUCUAUCUAAAGUACACAGUGACAUGGGUUGACUGGCAUGAGAGCAUUAUACCUGUCAAGAUCUAUAUUUUGGAUGUCACUGAUACAGGGGAGGUUUUGGAUGGUCCCCAUGAAGGAACUGCUGCCAAUUUGAGUUGCAAGGUAGAAUAUGAAGUCAAGGCAUGUGGUCUCGAAGGAAAGGCUAAUGGUGAGUGUCUUGAUGCUAAGAAGGCCAGAUUGGUCAUUCCCAAUGGAGGUGACAUUGUCUAUGGUGUUGCCCAUCAGCACUCAGGAGGAGUAGGCUCUGCUCUGUACGGUCAG